Messenger RNA from Symbiodinium natans, 234 nucleotides. NCBI's taxonomy places the organism in Eukaryota, Dinophyceae, Suessiales, Symbiodiniaceae. The record is from the annotation of a GenBank genome assembly.
AUGGAUGCCGGACUCCGACUUCAAGCGCCUGGGCUCGACGGAGCUCAACAAACCUCAACGCAUCUCAAGAUGCGCUGUUUUCCACGUGGGCUCAGCAGAUGUGCCAAACCUCGCAGACGAUCUAGGAUCUACAACUCCGAGGACGAGGAAGCCGGCCCAUUGAAGGGCAAGAUGAAGGACAACGGCCUCGUUGACUUCACCUACGAGGUACACCUCUACUACGAGCCGCAGUGA